AUGUGCGAUAGAGCGAGACAUAAUGGUGCUACGGCAUCCACAAGCAGCUACGACAAGUAUCACUGCUACAGCGGGAGAAACAAGCUCUCUAGUAGCUAUAGACGCCUGCCUCCUGUCCGGCACGCGGCGGCCAGCGCGGCCUGCCUGGCGGGCGUCGGGCACGCGGCCGCGCUCGGCUGGCCGUACUACGCCGCGCUGGCCGCCGCCGUCACCAGAGCGGGACACCAGCCUCCUGUCCGGCACGCGGCGGCCAGCGCGGCCUGCCUGGCGGGCGUCGGGCACGCGGCCGCGCUCGGCUGGCCGUACUACGCCGCGCUGGCCGCCGCCGUCACCAGAGCGGGACACCAGUCUCCUGUCCGGCACGCGGCGGCCAGCGCGGCCUGCCUGGCGGGCGUCGGGCACGCGGCCGCGCUCGGCUGGCCGUACUACGCCGCGCUGGCCGCCGCCGUCACCAGAGCGGGACACCAGUCUCCUGUCCGGCACGCGGCGGCCAGCGCGGCCUGCCUGGCGGGCGUCGGGCACGCGGCCGCGCUCGGCUGGCCGUACUACGCCGCGCUGGCCGCCGCCGUCACCAGAGCGGGACACCAGUGUCCUGUCCGGCACGCGGCGGCCAGCGCGGCCUGCCUGGCGGGCGUCGGGCACGCGGCCGCGCUCGGCUGGCCGUACUACGCCGCGCUGGCCGCCGCCGUCACCAGAGCGGGGCACCAGCCUCCUGUCCGGCACGCGGCGGCCAGCGCGGCCUGCCUGGCGGGCGUCGGGCACGCGGCCGCGCUCGGCUGGCCGUACUACGCCGCGCUGGCCGCCGCCGUCACCAGAGCGGGACACCAGGUGCGUAGAGCGAGAGAACAGAUAGGCUACGACGCGUGGCAGUGCUACGACGGAGAAGUGUCUUUAGCAGCUUCUCCUGUCCGGCACGCGGCGGCCAGCGCGGCCUGCCUGGCGGGCGUCGGGCACGCGGCCGCGCUCGGCUGGCCGUACUACGCCGCGCUGGCCGCCGCCGUCACCAGAGCGGGACACCAGUCUCCUGUCCGGCACGCGGCGGCCAGCGCGGCCUGCCUGGCGGGCGUCGGGCACGCGGCCGCGCUCGGCUGGCCGUACUACGCCGCGCUGGCCGCCGCCGUCACCAGAGCGGGACACCAGUCUCCUGUCCGGCACGCGGCGGCCAGCGCGGCCUGCCUGGCGGGCGUCGGGCACGCGGCCGCGCUCGGCUGGCCGUACUACGCCGCGCUGGCCGCCGCCGUCACCAGAGCGGGACACCAGCCUCCUGUCCGGCACGCGGCGGCCAGCGCGGCCUGCCUGGCGGGCGUCGGGCACGCGGCCGCGCUCGGCUGGCCGUACUACGCCGCGCUGGCCGCCGCCGUCACCAGAGCGGGACACCAGUCUCCUGUCCGGCACGCGGCGGCCAGCGCGGCCUGCCUGGCGGGCGUCGGGCACGCGGCCGCGCUCGGCUGGCCGUACUACGCCGCGCUGGCCGCCGCCGUCACCAGAGCGGGACACCAGUGUCCUGUCCGGCACGCGGCGGCCAGCGCGGCCUGCCUGGCGGGCGUCGGGCACGCGGCCGCGCUCGGCUGGCCGUACUACGCCGCGCUGGCCGCCGCCGUCACCAGAGCGGGGCACCAGCCUCCUGUCCGGCACGCGGCGGCCAGCGCGGCCUGCCUGGCGGGCGUCGGGCACGCGGCCGCGCUCGGCUGGCCGUACUACGCCGCGCUGGCCGCCGCCGUCACCAGAGCGGGACACCAGCCUCCUGUCCGGCACGCGGCGGCCAGCGCGGCCUGCCUGGCGGGCGUCGGGCACGCGGCCGCGCUCGGCUGGCCGUACUACGCCGCGCUGGCCGCCGCCGUCACCAGAGCGGGACACCAGGUGCGUAGAGCGAGAGAACAGAUAGGCUACGACGCUUACCAGUGCUACGGCUACGGCGGGAGAGAAGGGCUUCGGUAG
Molecule: messenger RNA, 1938 nt
Organism: Ostrinia furnacalis (Asian corn borer)
Lineage: Eukaryota; Metazoa; Arthropoda; Insecta; Lepidoptera; Crambidae
Exons: 15
Coding region: 1-1938 (645 amino acids)
Source: RefSeq, a predicted model, not a curated record